AUGCACGAUGAUCCGCUCGCGCGGGGAUCAUCCGCCUGCGCGCAGAAUCUACCGCGCCCCGGCCCAGUGGCAGCAGGAGGGGGUGUCGGAGUGGCGGGGGGGGGAGGGCCCGGGGGAGCUGCAGCCGGAGGGGGAGGCGGAGCAGCGACAGGGGGGUUGGGGGGACCCUUUCCACGAGUGGCGCAGCAGGGGCAGGGGGGAGAGCCUGGACAGCUGGGGGACCUCUAUGCCCAUCUGGACGCUGAGCUGGAAGGUCAGCAGAAUGAUGAUAUCGAAGGGCAUGUGCACGUCUUUGCCUUCAGUGUUGACAACACCACGUUCAACCUCCUGUACGUCAUCAGUGUGAUGCAAGUCCCGGAGCAAGCACCUCCCACCAACGCCACAAUCACCAGCAAGCAGAACGACACCGUGCUCUUCAUUCCAGCCACGUGGCGCGAAACCACUGUACCUGCUGGGAUCCGUCUGUAUUUGACUCUCAACGCGCACGGGAGCAGCCAUGGGUUUCCUGACGCUGCUGGUCGUUUUCUGCGCUUUAGGUAUGCUAUGCUAUCCCCGCUAUCAUCCGCGUGCGCCCAACAGCCCCCAGGGGGAGGGGGCGGAGCACCAGGGGGGGGAACGCCUGUGCCAGCAGGGGGAGGGGGCGGAGCACCUCAGGGGGGCGGAGCACCAGGGGGGGGAACGCCUGUGCCAGCAGGGGGAGGGGGCGGAGCACCUCAGGGGGGCGGAGCACCAGGGGGGGGAACGCCUGUGCCAGCAGGGGGAGGGGGCGGAGCACCUCAGGGGGGCGGAGCACCUCAGGGGGGCGGAGCGCCUCAGGGGGGCGGAGCUCCUCAGGGGGGGGGAGCACCUCAGGGGGGCGGAGCUCCUCAGGGGGGGGGAGCACCUCAGGGGGGCGGAGCACCUCAGGGGGGCGGAGCACCUCAGGGGGGCGGAGCACCUCAGGGGGGCGGAGCACCUCAGGGGGGCGGAGCGCCUCAGGGGGACGGAGCUCCUCAGGGGGGGGGAGCACCUCAGGGGGGCGGAGCUCCUCAGGGGGGGGGAGCACCUCAGGGGGGCGGAGCACCUCAGGGGGGCGGAGCACCUCAGGGAGGCGGAGCACCUCAGGGGGGCGGAGCACCUCAGGGGGGCGGAGCACCUCAGGGGGGCGGAGCACCUCAGGGGGGCGGAGCACCUGGGGGGGGAGCAGCCCCAGGGGGGGGAGCAGCCCCAGGGGGCGGAGCAGCCCCAGGAGGAGGAACGCCUGUACCAGCGGCGGGAGGCGGAGCAGCAGGGGGAGGAGGCCCUGGGGGGCCUGGGGGGGCUGGGGCAGCAGGGGGAGGGGGGCCGGGGGGGCCAGGGGGUGCGCUUGACAAGGUUGGGAAGAAGGUUCCGCGGGUUGCGCAGCAGCAGCAGCAGGGGGGAGGGCCGGGGGGGGCAGAGCUGGGGGACCUCUAUGCCCAUCUGGAGGGUGAGCUGGAGGGGCAGAACAACGACGACAUCGAAGGGGAGAUCCACCUCUACACCUUCCGCACCUCUUCUGGAGCCUUCAACGUGCUCUAUGUCCUCACAGUCAAGCAGCUCCCCCAGCAGUCCCCCCCCACCAACGCCACCAUCACCCGCGGCCGCUCCGUCGCCCUCACCUUCCCCGCCACGUGGCGCGAAACCACUGGCCAGCCGGGCUUCAAGCAGAACGACGCUGAUGAUGACGACGAUGGGGAUUGCCCGGACGGCAAGUGUUACAGUUACGCUGCGGUUGGUUACUGGGCGAAUGCGGAUAAGACAAUUACCGAUGUGGUGAACGGUAUGAUUGCGGAUGCCACGGCGUAUCAAGGGCACAUGACUUUGCCUUCAGGGGAGGAUGUGAAGGGAGAAUUUGAGCUCGAUUAA
Closterium sp. NIES-65 is the source of this 1866-nucleotide messenger RNA. NCBI's taxonomy places the organism in Eukaryota, Viridiplantae, Streptophyta, Zygnematophyceae, Desmidiales, Closteriaceae. The record is from the annotation of a GenBank genome assembly.